Messenger RNA from Pangasianodon hypophthalmus (striped catfish), 2966 nucleotides. RefSeq names its product carcinoembryonic antigen-related cell adhesion molecule 1. The record is from RefSeq and is a predicted model, not a curated record. Bases 547 to 1737 code for a protein of 396 amino acids. NCBI's taxonomy places the organism in Eukaryota, Metazoa, Chordata, Actinopteri, Siluriformes, Pangasiidae. The transcript has 5 exons.
GGUAUUUCAUGUUAGUCCUGGAUAGUCCUGGAUUUCUCAGGUUUAAUCCUAAACUCAGGCUGUGUAAUGUUUCUGUGCAUGUUCUCCCCAUGUCCACAUGAUUUUCAUUCAGGUUCUCCGGUUUCCUCCCACCUCCCAAAGAUGGACUUAAUCCCCCCUACUGUACGUUUAACUGUGUGUGUGGCAUCCCAUCCAGGGCGUAUUAUCAGGGUAGGCUCUGGUUACACUGCUAUCCUGUUGAGCAUAAUGUGGUUACUAUGAAUGAAUGAUUGAAUAUUAUUGUUUUAUUUUACUGGACUAUUUUGCAAAAAUACAUCGGCAUAAGCUCGGUCCGUCUAUCCAGGAGAGAAAAUAAAGCUGUGUCCUAAUCAGGAAAGGGUACCUACACAAUCAAAUAUGUUGGAAACAGAUAUGAGAGCAGCCCUAAUCCAAAGGGCACUUCAGCAUAAGGAAGUAGACAGUGUCAUUACGCAGUCCCAGUGCUGUAUAGAUCUCAGUGCAUUAUAGUGCAAAUGUGAAACCAGACUACAAAACAAGCCAGAAAUCAUGGAGAAAGCAAUGGUGGUUACUCUGAUCAUAACUCUGCUAACAGGGUUCAGUCAAGAGCAGAAUAUAUUACCACCAGGACCAAUCAAUAAGGAAGUAGGAGCAAAUGUGCUUUUUACCAUAAUCUCUUCCCCUGAACCAGUACAUGCUAUCAGAUGGCACUUCAAUGGCAGUGAAGUGAUCAGGUAUAUCCCUCCAGGACCUGAGAUAGUGAACUCCGACUACCGUGGUAGAGUCUUUCUGAACUAUAGUUCAGGAGACCUAGAGCUAAAAGGCCUGAGCAUGAAUGACUCUGGACAGUACACCAUAAUCUUAACAUUUCAAAGUGGUCUAGGGGUUCAAGACCAUACUUUACUGCAAGUUUUUGAGCCAGUGUUUGUUAUAAGUAUCACCAGCCCUGAGGGCAAUCUCAUUGAGUAUAGCAGUGCCAACUUCACCUGUGAGGGAAAUGGCACCAUCAGUACUACAGUGUGGAUGAAGGAAUAUGAGAUUCUAGCUCCUAGCAGCAGCAUCCAAUUCUUGGAUGACAACAGAACAAUGGUGAUCAGUCCGGUGAAGAGAUCAGACAGUGGUAAUUACCAAUGUGCAAUGAGUAACCCUGUCAGCUCUAGCAGUGCCCAUUACAGCAUUACUGUUAACUAUGGGCCAGAUGUGAGGAUAUUUGGUGCACAGACUUUAGAGGAAGGCUCAGAUAUCCUCCUCCUCUGCUCCCCUGAUUCUGUGCCCCCUGCCACUAUUACAUGGACUGUGAAAGGCAUGUCUACAAGAAGUGCAGCCCUGUAUGUCACAGAAAACAGUAACCCAAGCGAUAGUGGGGAUUAUAACUGUACGUGCUGGAACAAUGUCACUGGGAUCACAGCCUCUGCAGUUCAAGUUCUGACAGUGAGAGCUCUGACUCGUAGAGACAUGGACUCCACAAGACCUCUGAAGGUGUGCUGUGGUAUCUGGCAGCAGAUCUUCCUCCAUGGAUUGGACUUGUUUGUCCAGCACAUCCCACAGAUGAUCGAUUGGAUUGAGAUUUGGGGAAUUUGGAGGCCAAGUCAACACCUUGAACUCCUUGUCAUGUUCCUCGAACCAUUCCUGAACAAUUUAUGCAGUAUGGCAGGGCGCAUUAUCCUGCUGAAAGAGGCCACUGCCAUUAGAGAAUACUGUUGCCAUGAAGGGGUGUACUUGGUCUGCAGCAAUGUUUAGGUAGGUGGUAUAUAUCAAAGUAACAUCCACACGAAUGCCAGGACCCAUUGCAGAACAUUGCCCAGAGCAUCACACUGCCUCGCCCGUCUUGCCCUCUUCCCAUAGUGCACCUGGUGCCAUUUUUUGUAAGUGACGCACACACACCUGGCAGUCCACAUGAUGUAGAAGAAAAUGUGAUUCAUCAGACACAUUCUUCCAUUGUUCCAUGGGCCAGUUCUGAUGCUCAUCUGUCCAUUGUAGGCACUUUCGGCAGUGAACAGGAGUCAGCAUGGGCACUCUGACCGGUCUGCGACUAUGCAGCCCCAUACGCAGCAAGCUGCAAUGAACUAUGUGUUCUGACACCUUUCUAUCAUAGCCAGCAUUAACUUUUGUGCUACAGUAGCUCUUCUGUGGGAUUAGACCAGACGAGCUAGCCUCCCCACAUGCAUCAAUGAGCCUUAGGUGCCCAUGACUCUGUUGCCGGUUCACCGGUUGUCCUUCUUUGGACCACUUUUGGUAGGUACUAACCACUGCAUAUUGGGACACCCCACAAGACCUGCCAUUUUGGAGAUGCUCUGAACCAGUCAUCUAGCCAUCAUAAUUUGGCCCUUUUCAGAUCCUUAGGCUUUCCCAUUUUUCCUGCUUCCAACACAUCAACUUCUGUUCACCUAAUUUAUCCCAUCCCUUGACUGGUGCCAUUGUAAUGAGAUAAUAAAUGUUAUUCACUUCACCUGUCAGUUGUUUUAAUGUUAUGGCUGAUCGGUAUAUACUGAUCGUAUAUUUUGAUGCAUAUGUAAUAACUCAGUGUUGAGAGAAACUGUGCUUAUAUCAGUACACUGUGAAUUGUGCAAUUAUAAAGGCUGUGAAUACAUCCUCAUCAAUCCAUAAUCCUAAUCUUAGUCCUAAACUUGGUCAUAAAAUAACUCUUGGUCUAAGAUGAAAGCAAUAUCUUUGUCCGUUCACAAAAACAUUAACUCAUUAUUAAAUUAACAGAAUUUUUAAAAAUGUAUUUAAAACAAGUUAUUUCAAAAACUUUAAAAAUAGUAUAUUUAAUUAAAAAUUAAAAUGUUUUAAAAUUAAUUACUACUUAACCGAAUAAUGUUAAGUGUAAUAAGUAACAGGCUUAUAAACUGUCAUAGUUAAAGUUCAAACAGAAUUGAAGUACAGUCUAUUAUUUGGCUUGUAUGCUGUCUUCUUGCCAUUCAUUUAUCACGUUUUUGUCUAUAAUCUUUUUCACAUGUGUAUGUGUG